Messenger RNA from Penicillium paradoxum, 981 nucleotides. RefSeq names its product zinc finger MYND domain-containing protein. Lineage: Eukaryota; Fungi; Ascomycota; Eurotiomycetes; Eurotiales; Aspergillaceae. The coding region runs from base 1 to 981 and encodes 326 amino acids. The record is from RefSeq and is a predicted model, not a curated record. The transcript has a single exon.
AUGUCGCUCCCAUCUGGCUGUGGGGUCUGCGGCCAGCAAGAUGGAGUUCUCCGCUGCAGUGGCUGCAAAGUGAUGCCCUACUGCGGAGUCGACCACCAGAAAGCUCAUCGCCAAGAGCACAAAUCUGCUUGCAGCGCGAUUAGAAGAUCCCGCGUUGCCAUGGAGAAAGCAGAAAAGGAUCUACGGGAACGCUCAGCUACAGUCUUUACCAACGACAUCGGACAAUUCUGGGACCUUGUCGAGACACGCCCCUACAUGCUCGCCCGCGCUGCCCUGACGGACAACUUGAAUCGUGUGCACAACGUCGAAGCAGUUCAGGCACAGCUUGAUCAUCUGAUGGAAAACUUGCGACUCUGUCGCAGUGACAACAUGGGCUCGCGACAUGUCAUUCCUAGUUUGAUGAUCCGUCUUCAAAAGGAACAGGAGUGCUACGACUUUCUGAAGUGGUGGGCUACGACCGGCCAGGAUGACAACUAUGAUUGGGGCGAUACCACCAAGCCGUACCUUGACAUCAAGAACGCCAAUCCCCUUGAGCCAGUCGACAUUUUCUGUGACAAUCUCAUAGAUCUUCCAUUUCUCACUUCGCUUACACUACUCAAGAUCAAGGUCCUGUACUUGUUUUACCUCCCACUUAUUGAGUCUGGCCGCGCCGCUGCUUUCGAAGGCGCCGAGCAGUCGAUGAGAUUCAAAGACUCGUCCAUCGCCCAUAACCCUCAUAUUGUGAACUGUGCCAACAGGUUUUCGGAGAUUGAGAAGCUCAGGGCCCAGAUUUGUACCUUGUACAAGGCUGUCCAUUCAAUGAACCCGCACUUCUGGCCGGCUCUGUUGAACCCGGCCGAACAUGUGCGAGCUCAUCCGAUGACGUUUUCACCUGGCAGUGCGGAACAGAUGCAGGUAGCCUUGAAUCUGACCUAUGAUUCUUGGUUCGAAAACCUGGAGGCCACUGCGGCGAUUAGGUUGGCCAUGGCGGACGACCUUUGA